AGAGAGAAAGCUGGAGGAGAGCAACAGCAGCCUGGAGAAAGGGGCAGAGACUCAGCCCCCUCCUCCCCCCCCCGGCAGAGUGAACGGAGGAGCAGACUUCAGGACAAGGGGGCCCGAGUCAUCCCAGGAGAAGCCGAUUCCCAAGCCGGGUCGAAGCUGUGCAACCAGGGACACAGGCAUGGAACAAAUUCUUGGGCAGCGAGGGUGAGGGACACCUUUCCAUGGGACACCUCAGUCAGCAGACCUGCACUGGCACCCUGGGAAUCUGGAAUUGGAAUCCAGCACGUCACCUCGCCUAGCGUGCAGGCACGGCUUACACAUCCUAAAUAUGGCAGAUUUUUCAGAUUCAGAAGGAGCUGUAAAUUGGAAAGAAAGAUGUUUAACUCUGGAAUCACAGUUAAUGAAGUUUCGUCUCCAAGCAAGCAAGAUCAGAGAAUUAUUAGCAGAAAAGAUGCAGCAGCUUGAGAGACAAGUUAUAGAUGCUGAUCGUCAAGCAGAGAGAGCUUUUCAGCAGGUGCAGGUUAUGGAAGAAAAACUAAAAGCAGCAAAUAUUCAAACCAGUGAAUCAGAGAUCAGAUUGUAUAAGAGGUGUCAAGAUCUGGAGACUUUGGUACAAGAGAAAGAUGACAUUAUACAAAACCUGGAGCAGCAACUUGAAGAACAGAAGCAAACAAGAAUACAAGAGGCAAAAAUCAUAGAGGAAAAAGCUGCUAAAAUUAAGGAAUGGGUAACAGUCAAACUUCAUGAGUUAGAGGUGGAAAAUCAGAACCUUCGUUUGAUCAACCAAAAACAAACAGAAGAGUUGAGAACAAUACAGUCUAAAGUGCAAGAAGUUUUGGGAAAGAAAUCUGCUUCUUCAGCCCAAAAGCCUGGUGAAGGUCAACGCCUAAGCAGUGUGACUUUUGGCUGCUUUUUAAACAGAGCAAAAAGUCCUCAGCAAGCUACUAAAUUUGAAGAAAUAAGGAAAGCAUCAACCAAAGAAUCAGAAUUCAGUGAAGACCAUAACAUCCUAGAGAAAGAAAUUCAGGAAAUAAAAUUUGCUGGUCCACAUGAGAAUAAUAAAUGUCAAAAAUCAUUGCAACAAAGCUCCUGUGAAUCAGAACAAAAUAAGAAUGUAAGAACAAGCCGUUCAUCAAAAGAUAUUGAUAGCAGUAUAUCAAAGAACUACAUUACAGGAAGUGAUUGGAGCUCAGAUGAGGAUGAAGGGGGCAAUGAAAGACCAAAAUCCAGGUGUGCAUCGACCCUUUCAAGUCACACAUCUGAAGAAAGUACAAGAUACAGCAGAGUUGGGAGUGAAAUGUAUUUGACAGCAUCUGAUGACAGCAGUUCUUUUUUUGAAGAAGAGAGUUUUGGAAUUCAGAGGACUGAGCACAAAAAACUAUAUCCUUGGCAGCAAGGAUCUCCAUGGAGAAGUCAGAACAGUUCAGUUGGAAAAAGUAACCCAGAGUUUUUGGGUAACAAGAAGGACCAAGAUAGUUCUUCAGAUGACCUGAAUAAGAAAUUUCAAUCUCAGAGACUAGAUUAUUCAUCUUCAUCCAGCGAGGCAAAUACACCAAGCCCAAUUUUAACCCCUGCCCUAGCUCCUAAGCGUUCUGUUCUGACACCUUCAGCAGGUUCCCAGUUUGUCCCACAAUCAGGUUCUCCAACAAAUUUGCCACCUCCAAAGUUACGGACUCCCAAUGUAUUUAGCAUAAAUUUAGCACUGGCAAAAAAGCAUUUAAGCCAGCCGCAGCUCAGUUCUGAUAGAAUGUUUGGUAGAAAUAGGAAUGCUAUAAGCAUGAUACGACCCUGGAGACCACAAGAAACAGACAUAGACCUGGUAGAUGGGGAAGGUACCGACAUUUUAGAAAAAAUGGAGAUUGGUUACGGUGAAGGAGUGUUAACUUAUGACUCUGUUGAGGUAGAGAGUGCAGAAGACCAAGAACCUUGUGAGACAACAAGGAAGGGAGGUAGCAACAAACCUCCAACUCCUCCACUGCAUCGAUUUCCCUCCUGGGAAAGCAGAAUCUAUGCUGUAGCCAAGUCAGGCUUACGAAUGUCUGAAGCUUUCAACGUGGAGGCUUUUAACAAAAGUGCUGCUUCAAUAACUUCAUGUUCUAUAUCAGGAUUAUACACUUCUCUGAUAUAUAAGAAUAUGACCACACCAGUCUACACAACUCUGAAAGGGAAGGCAACUCAGAUAAGCAACAGCCCAUUCAUAGAUGAUUCUUCAGGAUCUGAGGAAGAAGACAGCUCCCGAUCCAGCUCACGGACUUCUGAAUCUGACUCUCGAAGUAGAAGUGGUCCAGGUAGUCCCAGGGCAUUGAAACGAGGUGUGUCUUUGUCUUCCAUGACCUCAGAAAGUGACUAUGCUAUUCCUCCUGAUGCCUACUCAACAGAUACAGACUAUUCAGAGCCAGAGCAGAAACUUCCUAAAACCUGUUCCUCAUCUAGUGAUAAUGGAAAAAAUGAGCCAUUGGAAAAAUCUGGCUAUUUGUUAAAAAUGGGCGGCAAAGUAAAGACCUGGAAACGACGGUGGUUUGUGCUUAAAGGUGGUGAAUUACUGUAUUAUAAAUCUCCGAGUGACGUAAUUCGAAAACCCCAAGGACAAGUUGAAUUAAGUGCAUCUAGCCAUAUUGUAAGAGGUGAUGGAAAACAAACAGUUCAGCUGACCACAAAAAAACGAGCUUAUUACCUGACAGCUGAUUCUCCAAAUAUCUUAGAAGAAUGGAUCAAAGUCCUACAGAAUGUUCUUAAAGUACAAGCUGCCAGCCCACUUUUCAUACAGCCCGAUGUCAAACCAACCAUGAAAGGAUUACUUACAAAGGUGAAACAUGGAUACUCCAAAAGAGUGUGGUGUACUCUGGUUGGAAAAACACUGUAUUAUUUUCGUAAUCAAGAAGAUAAGUUUCCACUGGGCCAAAUCAAGCUAUGGGAGGCUAAAGUUGAAGAAGUUGACAGGUCAUGCGAUUCAGAUGAAGAUUAUGAGGCCAGUGGUCGCAGUCUGCUAUCAACACAUUACACUGUUGUUAUCCAUCCCAAAGAGCAAGGACCUACCUACCUUCUUAUAGGAUCCAAGCAUGAAAAGGACACUUGGCUUUAUCACUUGAGCGUGGCUGCUGGAAGCACUAAUAUAAAUGUUGGAUCAGAAUUUGAACAACUUGUUUGCAAAUUAUUAAAUGUAGAAGGUGACCCCUCUUCUCAGAUAUGGAGACACCCUACUCUGUGUCACAGCAAAGAAGGAAUUGCUUCCCCUCUUACAACACUGCCAUCAGAAGCCCUACAGACUGAAGCAAUUAAAUUAUUUAAGACCUGCCAGUUGUUUAUAAAUGCUGCAGUUGACUCUCCUGCCAUUGAUUACCAUGUAUCUUUGGCCCAAAGUGCUUUGCAGAUCUGCCUCACACAUCCUGAACUUCAAAAUGAGAUCUGCUGCCAGCUCAUUAAACAGACAAGACGACGACAUCCACAGAACCAGGCAGGGCCAAUACAGGGUUUGCAGCUAUUAGCUCUCUGUGUUGGACUCUUUCUUCCCCAGCACCCAUUCCUCUGGCUCCUUAAGCUUCAUUUAAAGAAGAAUGCAGAUUCCAGGACUGAAUUCGGGAAAUAUGCAAUUUACUGUCAGAGAUGUGUAGAAAGAACCCAGCAGAACGGGGACCGAGAAGCAAAGCCAUCAAGAAUGGAAAUCCUUUCAACCCUUCUAAGAAAUCCCUAUCAUCAUUCCUUGCCCUUUAGUAUUCCAGUUCAUUUCAUGAAUGGCAUAUACCAGGUUGUUGGGUUUGAUGCCUCUACUACAGUGGGAGAAUUUCUGUACACCCUCAACCAGGACACAGGAAUGAGGAAGCCAGCCCAGUCAGGAUUUGCUUUGUUUACUGAUGAUCCUUCUGGCAAGGAUAUAGAGCACGGUCUUCAAGGAAACAUCAAGAUCUGUGACAUUAUUUCUAAAUGGGAGCAAGCCUCCAAAGAACAGCAUCCUGGGAAGUGUGAAGGCACAAGAACUGUUCGCCUCACCUACAAAAAUAGGCUUUAUUUCUCAGCUCAAGUCCAUGGGGAAACAGACAGGGAGAAGCUGCUGUUGUUGUAUCAGACAAAUGAUCAUAUAGUAAAUGGACUUUUCCCUGUAAACAAAGAACUGGCACUGGAAAUGGCAGCCCUUUUAGCACAGGUGGAGAUUGGAGACUUUGAAAGGCCUUUCUCAACUCCUGCAGGGCAGGGCACUUCCCAGUCUAAGUCCAAUCAAACAUUAAAACAAGUUGUGGAGAGGUUUUAUCCAAAGAGGUAUAAACAAGGGUGUUCUGAAGAACAAUUAAGACAGCUUUGUCAGCGAUUGUCUACGAGAUGGAUGGCUCUCCGGGGGCACAGUGCUGCAGACUGUGUGCGCAUUUAUCUCACAGUAGCCAGAAAAUGGUCGUUUUUCGGGGCUAAACUGUUUGUAGCAAAACCUCAAACAACUUCCACACAGGAAAGUUCCUUCAUAUGGCUUGCUGUACACGAAGAUGGCAUAAGCACCUUAGAAUACAGCUCUAUGCGAUUAAUAGUUACAUAUGGACAUAGGAGUCUAAUGACCUUUGGAGGAUACCAAGAUGACUUUAUGCUAGUAGUCAGUAAUACCCAGACAAAGGACAAGCCAACAGAAAAACUCCUUUUUGCAAUGGCAAAACCAAAGAUUCUUGAGAUCACUCUUCUGAUUGCCAGCUAUAUUAACAAUCUUCACCAACAAAAGGGAGCUGAUCAUCACCUUUCUGCUCCAGCACUACCAUCACUUAAAACGGUACAGGAAACCAAAGAAAUGGGAAGUCAGCCCCUUCUUUCUAACAGUAGACCUACCAAAUGCCCUACUCUGUUAUGAAAAAGUCAGGUAUCUGUGAAAACCUGUCUGUUGUAUACUUUAUGUUGACUGAACAUCUUCAGAUGCGUUGACAUCAUAGCAUCUUUAGGUCUAUAACAAAUAAACUGAUUUCUGUGCCUUUCUGCAUGAGAGUCUCCCAUAUACCCUCUUUUAAAACAUCACCAACAAAUUGAAGAUGAAAUGAUUUCAGCCUAUUUCUGAAAACUGCAAAAUCUGGUCUGCUUGAAAUGCAUUAUACCUAGGGCUCAAAAAACAAAACCAAAAGAAAAGAUCUUGGAAGAAGGGCACAAGGGCAUAGUUUGGUAGGCCUUAUCAUUGGAAUAAGUUCAGAAACUCAAGGAUUUUCAACAGAUUUUCCCAGGGAGGAUGCUCUCGUCAACUUUCUAUCCCCAGUUCUCAAAUUAUGCACACUGCAUAAUCUUGGUUAUGAGAAAAAAUAUAGGAAAACAAAUACAUAGAUUUUCCACUUCCUCACUAUUACUUUCUGCAAUGCCAGCACCCCUUAGAUAUAGACUAAAGGGGACAUUUUUGUGGAAUCCCUUUUAUUAAAUAUUGGCAGGAUAUCACCAGUCACAUACGUUAUAAUUUAUUAUAAUGAAGGAACUGAAGAAUGUUCUCAGGUUUCAUUUUUGGCCUCUGUUAUACAGCUGCUUACUUGUGAGAGCUCUAGCAAUGGGCUCUAUAAACUCUUCAUUUUUCCCUUAAAUUUAAAUUGGAUUCACACACACUCUCUCUCUCUCUCUCUAAGUGGAUUUUUUUUGUUUGUUUUGUAAAACUGUGUUAAUAAAACAACCCAACUGUUUAUGCUGUUAAGUUUGCCAUUAUUCUUGAUCUUAAAUAAUUUUAGUCCAGAAAUGAAAGUGACCCAAUUCAAACCAUUAGCACUUAUAUGAAUAUAUCUAUAGCAGUUAGCUUUAUUCAUGUGUAAACUUGGAGACAUAGGUUUCACAAAAUGUCUGAUGUACAUAUUGUACACACCCUAAUGCAGUAUUGUGUUAAUAUAAGCCUAAUACAGGAAAAUGUUGCACUGUAUUGUAUUCAUGUGUUUCAGGCCAUAAUAUUGGUAUUAUGUGCUCUUGCGCAAUAGAAACAAGAUCCUCUUCAGACCUAAAUAUCUGAUUUUUUCCACAGUUUUAUUUGCCUCCAGUACUACUUACUGGGAAUAUUUGUCAUUUAAAUAAAAUUUUUAUACUAAUCACUUCUUAGUAUUUGAAACUUGAAUAAUUUCUUAAUGCUGAAUCUGUAACAUGAGAUGGUUAAUAAUUUUUUUUCUGAUUUCAAUUAUCACGUGCAUUUCAGACUUUUUGCCCUCUACAGAUGUCAGAGAGCAUACUCUAAACUGACUAGCACCAGAUUACAAGAGAGCUAACUUGUAGAAAAGAACACAUAACGCAUCCGUAUAAUAUCAAAAACUGUAGAGACUGAUUGAGAGCUGAAUGCACUCAACAAGAUAGUAGGAUUUUGAAGGCUUUCAUCUAACACCACUAAUCUGUAGGACUUUAACACUAUUUUGGUAACGGUGUUAAAAGGUAAAGCCCUGGCCUGGGAACUCUACACUGCACUUAUCACUUCUGUGAAAUCUUGCAAUAAGGAUAACUUGCAUCAGUCCCUCAACAGACUUCCCUCUGGUUUUAAGUAAAAUAGACAGAAUCAAACUUUAGGCCUGGAUUCUGCAAAUAAAAACAUGCCUAAUUCAGAUUUCA
This is a messenger RNA of Alligator mississippiensis (American alligator), 6528 nucleotides long. RefSeq names its product pleckstrin homology, MyTH4 and FERM domain containing H2 (gene PLEKHH2). Gene Ontology annotation, cellular component: cytoskeleton; cytoplasm. Bases 329 to 4825 code for a protein of 1498 amino acids. The transcript has 31 exons. NCBI's taxonomy places the organism in Eukaryota, Metazoa, Chordata, Crocodylia, Alligatoridae. The record is from RefSeq and is a predicted model, not a curated record. Gene Ontology annotation, biological process: negative regulation of actin filament depolymerization. Gene Ontology annotation, molecular function: actin binding.